AUGAUCAAUCGUUUAUUUGCUGCACUUUGUUCCUGGCUAAUCACAUGUUUCACAUUUAUUCGUUUUAUUAAUAUUUUCCAACAAUUGAACACUAUUCGGUCGAAUAUCAUUCUAGUCACUUUAUUAACAAUCAUAUUCUCUAUUGCUAAUAGCUACUUAAUAGUUACAUUAGAUUAUGAUCGAGGUGGACAAGCACACUAUCAUGAGAAUUCUUCCGCCGACGUCUACACACUCUUACAGCAGAAUAAUUCAGCUCGCUGUUACAUACGUGAUCAGUAUGGUAAUAAUCCACUAAUAUUAUUACUAAAUACUCUUGUAGCUGGAUUUCUCAAUCUUGCUCUCCCAUCGAUGUUGACUCUAAUAGUCAAUAUAGCAAUUGUAUGCUAUAUCAAACGCAUUUAUGAAACGCAGACGAACUUUUAUCCCAGUCCACGACGUUCAGACAUUUCCGGACUUCAUUAUCGUUCAACACGUUCGACAUUGCUUGUCAUAUCAAUAACAUAUACAUUAUGCUAUUUUCCAUAUUGUAUUAUUCAUCUUUUAUUAAUACAAUUCGGCGAUACAUACAACACAUUAAUUAAUUGGUCGGAGAUCACGUUUGUUCUUCGCUACAUAAGUCAUUCAGUGAAUUUCUAUGCUUAUAUAUUUACCAGUCAGCGCUUUCGUCGUGAUAUUCUCGUACUAUUCCGCUGUUUUUAUCGGCCAUAUUCCUAUGUGAAAGAACGAAACGAACAACGAAAAAAAAAUAAACGUAGACAAUUAAUGCUUCAGCAUUAUCAUCCGGUACCGAUGUUAUCGUCGCGCUGUCCACCGGUAAAUCGAAUAGUUACUCAUCUACCAGGCAGUCCAGUCAUACAAACAACUGAACAUGGAAAGUCGAAACCGAUUUUACGUUUAGCAGUACCGUUGACUCAAUCGGAUCAAUUGACGAGAAAAGAAUAUGCGUAA
Molecule: messenger RNA, 948 nt
Organism: Adineta ricciae
Lineage: Eukaryota; Metazoa; Rotifera; Eurotatoria; Adinetida; Adinetidae
Source: the annotation of a GenBank genome assembly